AUUCCCGCUACGCUGCUCACUCGCCCCAUCGAUGUGCUCCUGUCGAAGAUGAAGCAGAGAGCGUAUCUACGCUCUCAGGAUGAAGUACACCGAAGCUUGCCAGAGCAUCAGAAUCCAGAGAUGGCACACGCAUAUCCCCAGCUGAUUGAUAUUGAGAUCUUGAAGUGUCAGAAUCCAUCAUUCUUCUUGGGUCGAGAGUUGACAGUUGUGCCUAUCGUGGACAAUGCAAAUUAUUUUCAAGAAGAAAUGCUGAAGUGGAGUGAUGAAUUGGAGAGUACAGAAGACCAGAUUACUGUCAACCACAACCCACAUGUGGGUGAAAUCUGUGCAACAAAAAAUAGCAACAGUAUUAUCUGGUCACGAGUGAAAGUUACAAAAAUUUUUCACACCUUACGUGGAGACCAGGCACAGUGCUACUUUGUAGAUACAGGAGAAACAAAACAGGUGCCCAUAUAUAGGCUACGGAAACUUCCUGAUAAAUUCAUUAUGGUGCCAUUUCAAGUACGAACAAUGAAGCUGGCCAAAAUACAACCAUUAAGUCUUCAGAUGGAGGUUACAAACUCAGGACUUACCGUCCCAAAAAGGCCAUCCAGUAAAUGGGAUCCUUCUGCAGUUGUUUAUUUUCAGAACCUAGUUGCAAGGUCAAAGCGAUCCCGUGUGGAGGUCAUGGAGAUCACGGAUGAAGAAGAUGCAGAAGACGUGCAGCAUGUACGCCUUUAUCUGUUCCUUGAUGGAGAAGAACUGUGUAUCAAUGACAUGCUUGUACAUAAGGAAUAUGCUGUUUACAGUACUACUAAUACUCAAGUCUCCUCAAGCGAAAGAAGCACAAGACAUUUUUCUCCUGAGCCUGAACACUUCACUUCAAUCGCUGCCAUUCAAGAAGAUCGUGUCACAUCGGCCAGAGGCUAUUAUACUGACACAGAGACAAGUUUCAGUGAUCAGAGAUCAGUGGAGAAGAGGAAGGCCUUAGAAGAUUGUCGAUCUUUCAGAUCAAGGACUUCAUCUUGCAGUUCAACAGAAAUUUGCCCCAUCUCACCUGCUGUCAUUACUGCUUCUGCUUACAAUAAGCAUUAUUUACCUGACUCUGGGAAAGUCUCACCAGUUUUUUCACCACUCCCAGUCCACACCUCACCACCUAUGCAAAACAAAGACUCGAGUUCUGAUAUCUGCAAAAACAUCAGCAAGACAAUUUCACCUACAGGAAGCCUGUCUGCGUUUAGGCCCUGCAUGAGUCACCCAGAGGAUAAAUCUGAUGAGAAAAUUUCCAGAAUUGAUAGAGCCAGUGAUGGUGCAGAAUCUGCAUCACAGGUGAUAGAAAGAGAGAUGGUGUCUUCCACAGGAAGGAGGUUAUUAGGAAAAAGGGUACUUAAUCAGAUAGGACGGAGUUCUGAUGGGGACAUUUCUGCUUGUCACUUACCACGUCUAUGCCGCGCUGACCGUCAGACACCUAAACCCUUCCUUGGUGUGUAUGUAUGGGGAAACAUGACACGGAACCCUGUCUUUCAGCUGUGCGAUAUACACUUUGAUGGUGUCAUCAGCGAGCAUUUCAUAAAAGAAAACUUCAAAACACCAUUAGCAAUACAGGCAUACAGUUGGCCUUACAUCAUGCAGUGUCGCCAUGUGGUUGGCAUAGCACCAGCACAAGCCGGAAAAACUUUGAGCUAUCUACCUGCAGUUCUGACAUUACUUCUGCAGUCUUCUAGCUACAGUAAACUGCCUCCAGGGGUACAUCCCAAAUGUCUUGUGUUAGUACCAACUUGGAAGAAGGCACAGGAAGUAGUGGACCUGGCCAAUGAAAUGCUUCAAGGCAAGACUACUCUCACCUGCUUGGCUAUCUAUGCUGGUCGGUGUGAAGAAAAUCAAGUGAUUCCACUCAUUCGAGGUUGUGACCUACUAGUAGCCACACCCAACUGCCUUCUUCGGAUGUUGGAUCGGCGCUACACAAAUCUCUCACAGCUGUGUCACCUGGUUCUUGAUGACGCAGAGGUAUUGUGUGAACAAUUUACUUCAGAGAUAAAUGAGGUGAUGACCCGCUAUGCCCAUAUGUUGGAGAAACACUGCGGCUUAGCAGUACCACGGCAAAUUCUUGUAUACAGCUGUCAGUGGACUCCAGGUGUUGCAGACUUCCAAGAGAAGUUUCAGAAAAAUUCUAUAAAAGUGUUUGCCUCACGCAUGGAAGCUUCAGUUUAUGGCAGAGUGAAACAGGUGGUUCACAUGUGCUUGAACCGUGCGGGCUUGAAGAGAUUCACUGAGUUGAUGGUCAGCUUGAUGGCUAGUUCUUACCACCGCAUUGUUGUGAUCACAGAAGAAAGUGAGAAUUUGGAAAAGAUUGCAAAGCUUUUGCAGAGAGUGAAUGUAGACUUCAUUAUGAUUACCCCUGAGCUGACAUCCAAACCACACGACCUAGAGGAAUAUGUCGAACGCUGGCAGAAUAUGUCUGGCUCCUCUGUUCUGGUGCUAACUGAUGAGACAGUGAAUGAUCUUUCAGUUACCUGUGCGGAUGUGGUUGUUCACUUCGAUAUUCCUAGAUCAAAAACUUUGUUUGGAAACCGCCUUGUCAUGAUGCUAGACAAUUUUUGUGACCCGGAAGUUGUCAACAACAGCAUGGGCAGCAAAUCGAAGAAGCAAGCAGUCUCUCAUAUACUAGUAAAGGAGAGUUGCCAGAUGGAACGUGUGCACAGUCUGUAUGAUUUCUUGACUCGAAAUGCUUCCUGCAUACCCCCUGAUAUGGAGGCCUUUAUCAAAGGGAUGCUUGAGGGUUUAAAUACUGAUGAUAAAAAACCACUUUGCAAGAGUGUGAAGGCUUAUGGAUUUUGCAGUAAAGGGAAGUGUCUUGAUCGCCAUUUGGUGAUGACAGCAGACAAGGGAGAUGAUUCAUGGCUUCCAGAUGCAGGAGAAGUGAAGAUGAAAGUUUGUCAUGUAAUUGAUACUAGCCACUAUUUUGUUCGCCUGCUGGAACAUUGUAAAGAGGACAGAACUGUGCAGAACUACCGCACAAACUGUGUGCAGCUUAUUAUGGAUCUGGCACUGUUUUUUUUAGAGCCUCAGAAUGUGUCACCAUACUCACUGACACAAGAUGCUGGUCAGCUGGCUGUGGUUAGAGAUGUGGAUGGAGCAUAUCACAGAGCACGGGUGUUAAAACAAGAAGAGGUGAAAGUGUCCAUGAAGCUCAGAAAAGUGCAGGUGAAGUACAUUGAUGAGGGGAUAACAGAAACCGUCAGUGUAGACCAGCUGUUAAAGCUCCCACAUCAGUUUCAGUCUGUGCCACCACAGGCAGUGGAGGUGUUCAUAUGCCGGGUGAAACCCACAGAUGGUGACACAGAGUGGUCGGAAAGGUCAAUAAAAUUCAUGGAAGAAAUUUUGUCAGGAGAAAUAUUAGUUGGCAGGAUUGUACUAAAGAUGAAGAACACCUUGUGGCUGGAUCCAGUUGGGAAAGAAACAAGAUUGAAAACCCUUAAAACCCACAUAAUCACCAUGUUUGCUCGCAAUGAGCUUAUCAAUCAUCACUUAGCAGAUGACAACCCUGAGCACAUUAAGAAUCUGUACAAGCUGUGUGAAGGAAAGAUCCAAGUACCCAAGAAACUGAUUCAAAAAUACUUCUCGCUACCUGCGGAGCAGUUUAUUGACACAGAAUGCCUGAAAGUUGGUGACGACUUUUAUGAGGUCUGCAUUUCAGUUGUUGACACUCCUGACCAUUUUUUUGUGCAGAAAUGGGGCAAUCUUGAAGAGCUGGAGAAGAUGGUUCUUAAGUUGACUGAGCAUGUGGAGAAGGCUACACAGCCCAGAUUGUUGAAUACAGACACAUCUUCAGAAGCAAUUCCUACACCAGAACUGGAGACCAUCAACUUUGUGGCAAAACCAGAUGUUUUAAAGGAUGCACCCCUGCCUACGUCAGAUUUGGGGACUGUUGUCACAGCAACAUGUGCAGAGAAUGGGUCACAUGUCCCAUCAGCUCACACAGAGACUGUUACCCCUUCAGCGACUUUAGGGGACACAGGGAGCAGCCAGCAAACGACCUCAGAAUCUUCAGGGGCCACAUCUUCACAGAUUACUACACAUGACCAGAAGAAGAAAGAGGACUUUGAACCAGGAAGUGUUUGUGCAGCCUGUUUUCCACAGGACAGAAGAUGGUACAGGGGUCGACUUCAGCAAAGACUGGAGGGGGGUUGGCAGGUUUUCUUCAUCGAUUAUGGAGACCGACAGUUUGUGCCUGAUGGCGACAUCUGUCGACUACCUAACAUCUUUUGUGAAAUGCCAGCGCAGGCCAUCGAAUGUUCGCUGGCGUAUGUCAGAUCAAGAGGUAGUGAAUGGAGCAACGAGAGUGUUGAGGCCCUGUGUGACAUGUCUCAUUACAUGACAGGAGAGAAGAAGCUUCUAGUGGCAAAGGUGAUUGAUGUUGAUGAAGCUGACUGUGCUGGUCAAAAGAAGUUUGUGCUCGACAUCUUUGAUACAAACAUUUCCUCUCGAGACCUUCGUUUGAGCCAAGAACUAAUUAAUCUGAGAUUGGCUCAGUGUAAGGAUGAACAGAAACUAGAGUAUCCAUUUCCCAAAGUGACUUUUUCUAGACGGAAACUGUACCCCAGUUUUGAAGGCAAAGUCUCUGACAUAUGUGCUGCUCUCUACUGGAGUGAGACAGAAGAUCAAGCAGGAUCAUUGUCACAGGAACUCGCCAGUUUGCUGGACACUAAAGAAAAAAUGCUUGAGAUUUUCAUGCCUGGAGCAUUAAGAACAACACUGAAGCUCAUUGGCUAUUUGUGGUCAUGUGAUGCCCAUGCUACAGUUCUGACAGCUGUUGUACAGUGCAUAAAGUGGAAUCCCAGCUUCUGUACAGCUGGUUUUGCACAUGAGAUAGUACUUCACCUUCUAUUUUGUUUGGAGCAGGUACAACGGCCAAUGAUCCAAAGUCAAGCUGCCAAAGCUGCUGUUGACCUUGUCAAAAUUCAACAUUCAGUUGAAGAAAAAUAUUUCUGGGAGUAUAUGGAUCAGAAGGAGAUAAUUUCAAUCUUCUGUGAUGUCUUGCAUGCACAACUUGAUGCACAGGUCAUUGUUCCAGUGUGUUUUUUCCUCACAGAAAUGUUUGGACACAGUGAAAUCUGCAAAAAUGUGGUUAAGACUCAGUGUAUGGACCAGGCAGUGGAGCUGCUGACACAGUGGCAGGCAAAAGAGAGUGUGGAAGUGACAGAGGCAAUACUGGCUCUCUUGGAAGCAGCAGCUACAUGGGACAAGCUUCAUCCUUAUCUUCUGAGAGAAGCAGCUAUACAGUGUGUUGUGACUACGCUCAGGAAGGAGCCAUCACACUUAAGCAUCUUUUACAGUGCCUCGAUAUGCCAGCAACUGUGCCAAGCUAGCAGAAAAAACAAGCGCAUUUUGCUGGAGUCAGAGUUGGUGCCCAUUGUAAAAGAUCUGCUGACCAGAGGGCUUCAGAGUCCGGCCCUUGAGAUGUGCCAAGAGCUGGAGGCAUCUCUGUCUAUUCAUUUUCCCCAGCAAGAGGUUUUGGCUGGCAAGCAUGCCUCCCAAAUUCAGUCUCCAGAGACACAUUCAGUGAAAGUGAGAUGGUCCCAGAGCAGUUUCCGCCUACAUCUUACAGUCUUACUACGUGGUGCAAAAGCUGAGGACUUCACUAUUCAAGAUGACAGGGUGUGUUGUUGGCACUUGAAGAAUAAUCAGCCAUUAGGCUUUGAUUAUAGACUUUUUGAUAAAAUACAACCUGAAAAGUGCCAGAUAAAAGUUGGUGCCAAUGAUGUCAGACUCACGCUUACUAAACAGCAGAAGGGGAAGUGGAGUCGGCUGUUGAAGGAAAAGCAGAAGCAUCCUUUAGUUACUGUUGAUUUUGACAACCUGAAGGACAGCUCAGAGUCAGAAGAGGAAAAUGACAAAACUGGAUCAUCUCAUGGUAAAGUGCGUCUUCCCGUGCUGGAAGAGGAUGUGAAGAGAGAGUGUUUGUCUUUGAGUGAUGACAGCUCACAGUCUCAAGAUGACCUUGUGUCCAGUUCAGAUGAUGAAAGGUUUUAGAGUGUGGUGUAAUAUGCAUGGAAUUAGAUAAAAACUUUGCAAAAUCUUGUCUCCUGACAUAGUCGCAUUGAAUAGCCUGUGGCUUAUAUCUGGAGUUCUUAUUGGACUAAAUAAUGUACAGUUACAUCUGUAUAUUUUUGUCUUGGUAGCCUUGCCCAAGCAUACUUGAUGGCUGACACUGACCACCCAAGUCAAUCUCUUGGGUCUGCUUGUUGACCUGCUGUCUGUGCCACGGAUCAGACAGGAGAAUCUAUUACUGUUUAUUACAUCUUCUGUCUUGCCAGUUAAUGCAUUUCUUUGUUCUUUAUUCCCCAGGUUUUUGUUUGAUUGUGUGCAUGUGAAGAUGUGAUUGUGUGGUGUGCUGUAAUGUUGCAUACAAAGUAUUCCAUUGCAAUGUAAAUAUUUGUACUGAUGUAAUAUAUAUGUUACAAUAAAUUUUUUAAAAAUCUA
This is a messenger RNA of Pomacea canaliculata, 6462 nucleotides long. RefSeq lists its product as uncharacterized. The record is from RefSeq and is a predicted model, not a curated record. Gene Ontology annotation, biological process: transposable element silencing; germ-line stem cell division. The coding region runs from base 49 to 6012 and encodes 1987 amino acids. NCBI's taxonomy places the organism in Eukaryota, Metazoa, Mollusca, Gastropoda, Architaenioglossa, Ampullariidae. Gene Ontology annotation, molecular function: nucleic acid binding; metal ion binding; ATP binding. The transcript is spliced from 50 exons.